UCACGAGCCAAACUAGCGUGAACGGCUCAAGAAAGAAGACUGGAAGACUGCAUGAAACUAAAGGAUGAAAAACAAGUCGACUUGACUUCGUUGGUGCUGCGCCGGUGGCACUUGAGUCGGUGUUUCGGGUGUUAGCGAAGGGGUUCGAGAAUCUUUCAGACGCAAACACAGUGAGCGGCAAGAAAAAUGAAACAAAAUGAAGAAAGAAGAGCAGCAGAUGACAGACAGUGGCCUUGCACUUCGGGCUCUCACUUCUCGCCAGCCAGAUGCGGCAGCAUGGAGGAGGCAGAGCCAAGUGUCUACGUCGCCCAGCUGAAGGCGGAGUUUGACAGCUUCGACACGGCAUCCUCGGGCUUCCUGGGCGAGCAGGAAGUGACGGCGCUGUGCAGGAAGUUGUAUCUGGACGCCCACCUGCCGCUCCUGCUUGACUCGUUGCUGGGAGGACAAGGAGGAGCCUGCACCAGGGUGGACUUUGAGGCCUUCAAAGAGUACUUUGUGGAGGUUUUAUCUCGUUCGCAGGACUUGACGUCAGAUGACGACAGCAGCUGCCUGCGGCCAGUUGUUGCCGACCAAGAGAAACCAAAGUUUGUCAAGGGCGAAAAACGUUACGGACGCCGCUCGCGUCCUGACGUGAUGCUGUUGCCACUGUCUCCAUCGUCGCCACAAUUGCCACCGUCGGACGACAUGCCGCCGCCCACCCCCGAUUCCGCCCUCCCGACGGAGGUCGGCGGGCCCAAGAUACGCCGAGCUGCCUCUCUAGACAUUGUGGAGGAGCACGGCAUGUUGGACCAGGUCUCACUUGCACCCUUCAAGAAGCUUCUGUGUGGCUCUACCCCCGUCUGCUGCUCUACGUCACACAGGACGCCGCUGGCGCCAGAGGAAGGGUCGCUGUCUGAGAAUGGGACGCUGCUGACAGCCUGGCCAGGUCCCCGAGUCCUCAGCCGGCUGGACGAUGGCUCGGGACGCGCCUGCCCUGAGAGAGUGGUCGCCCUCUGGCGUGACGAGGGCGUCCGCGAUGCUCGGGACAUCCUGCAGACGCUGGACUUCCCUGUGGAGGAGCGCGUGAGUUUGCGGGAGCUGACGUUGGCCCUAGACAAUGAACUCCUGGGCAGCGGUGACAGAAUCCACCAGGUGGCGCUCAUCUGCUACAAGGAUGAACUCCAGCACCUGCGGGCGCGCUGGGAGCAGGCGUGCGGCGAGCGCGACAAGGCCAGGGCUGACCUGGAGCGGGCAGAGUGUGUGAACCUGCGGCUCCUGCACGAGGCGGACGAGCGGCUUGCCGGCAUGGAGGCGCUCAGCCGGACCAGGAUCAGAGAGCUGGAGCGGGACUUCCGGGAGCGCCUGGCGGAACAGCGCAGCCAAGCGGAGCAGGAGAACGAUGCCGCUGUGCAGCAGCUGGAACAGGAACGGCAAGAACUGCGAGAGCAACUGAUUGUGUUCGGGGUGCGGGAGGCGGAGCAAAGGGAGGAGCUGGCCGCUGCCGCGCAGGAGAAGGCUCACUUGGAGGAGGAGGUUGCGGAUGUGACGCGCAGGUUGAGUGAGGCGGAAAACUGCGCCCGGCAUCUGUGCGCCGACUUAAAGCAGCUGCUGCAGCUCAAGUCGAGCAGCUCGGACCCUGAAGACAGACAGGACAGACUUCUGGAAGACUGUGAGCGCCGCUGCAGAGAGCUGCGGGACCAAAACGACGAGCUGAGCUCCGAGUUGGAGUCGCAUAAGAGUCAUGAGAAGAGCCGCAGAAAGUGGAUGAAGGUGGGCCGCUCUGAAGCUCCAUCGAGCAGUGGCGAGUCCGACUCUGACCAUCUUGACAUGAAGCGCCGCUCAUCUCCUCCUCGUUGUGCCACAGUCCACCCGGAUGACACAACGGCGGCCGUCAGCAUCGAGACGGAAUUUGCGGUGGAGAAGCUGAAGAGCAAACACAAGCUGGAGAUCCAGCAGCUCAACAUCCAGAUGGAGACACAGGUCAACUACUACGAGCGCAGUCUGGACAGGAUGAGGCAGAGCAUGGAAGUGGAACGCAAAGACAUCGCUCAGGCCUUCAAGCUGGAGAUCAGCGAGCUUGAGGAUCAGAAGGCAAAGGCGGGGCAUCAGGUCACGAUUCUGAAGGAGGCGUUGGACAAAGUUCACAAUCAGCUCCAGCACAGCGUGCGGUCUUUCGAGCAAGAGCGUAGGAUGCAACGGCAGCGAGCUGACUCGGAGCAGAACUUUGCCAGAGAGAUCAGAAACCUGGUCCAGAGGCUGAACGCUGAGAAGGACCAGCUGGAGGCAGAGCUUAACCUCAAGAUGGACCAAGAAGUCAUGAUGGUCAGGAACCAUCUGGAUGAAGCGCAGUCCGACAAUGCCGCCCUGCAGGAGCAUCUCUGCCUCCUGCGGCAGGAAAUUGACAAGCUGAAUGAUGAGGUCACCAACAAGAGGAGCAAGUUGGAGGAGCUUGAGCAGCAUGGUGAGAGCAGCAGACAGGAAGUGGAGAGGCUACGCCAGGAGGUGCGGCAACUGCAGGAAGAGGCAGAGCUUCAGUGGGAGCAGAGGCUGCGGCUGGAGGAGGAGCUUCGCGGCUGCGGGUGCAAGAUGGAGGCGGAUGAUAGGCAAAUGAUGAAGGCAGAGCUCCGGAGAGACGACGCACUUGGUGACAAGAAGGCGGAGUGUUGCAGAGUCGCAGAGGAGCUCAGCCACACCCAAGAAGUGUCCGACCUGCACAGGAUCCUGAGCGAUUCCCACAGGAUGGUGCAGGAGGCGGAGUCCAACAGAAAGUUGAUGGACAACGAGCGGCAAGACGCGCACAACCGGCAGCUGCUUGAGCAGGUGCAGCAGCUGCUGGAGGAACAGCAGAUGCUGAGCACACAAGUGGCACACAUGCACACGACCAGGAUGCAGGCCGAGGGGGAGGCCCAAGCAGCAUUCGGUAUGGUGCAGCAGGAAGGGGCGGAGCUCAGGGAGAGGGUGACGUGGCUGCUGGCUCGGCUGCAGGAGGAGCAGAUGCGGAGUCGGCGGCUGGAGGAGGAGCUACAGCUCUGUGAUUGCCAGAGCGCCGCGCACGUCAGCCUCAAGGAGGAGCAGCACGUGAAGGCGCUGGCGGCCGCGCAGCAAAGCACGCGGGAGCUGGAAGUCAAGCUGAAGGCUUCUCGUGCUAUUCUGCACAAGAAGGUCCAGCAACUCCAACAGCAGGUGGCCAAGAACGUCAGGUCGAGCCAGAUGUUGAAGGAGCUCUACUUGGAAAACUCGCAGCUGAUGACAACGCUGCAGCUCACAGAGCGGCGCCAUCAAAAGGCUCAGAAGGACAACAUGGUGCUGGAGGAGAAGGUGGGCGCCCUCAACCGGCUCCUCGGGGACAUGGUGUCUGCAGCGCUCCUCACCUAGAGCUCACGUCCUGUUGCGCGUGGCUUCAUCUCCACUCUGGACAUCAGGCUCGUCCAAAAGGCGCUUUUUACCCUCUCACCUUAUAAUAAAUUAAAGUGGUUUUGGCAGCAGCGGGUGUC
This is a messenger RNA of Syngnathus acus (greater pipefish), 3473 nucleotides long. It is a transcript of the gene ninl, whose product is annotated as ninein-like. NCBI's taxonomy places the organism in Eukaryota, Metazoa, Chordata, Actinopteri, Syngnathiformes, Syngnathidae. The transcript is spliced from 27 exons. The record is from RefSeq and is a predicted model, not a curated record. Gene Ontology annotation, molecular function: calcium ion binding. Gene Ontology annotation, cellular component: centrosome. Gene Ontology annotation, biological process: microtubule anchoring at centrosome. Bases 187 to 3354 code for a protein of 1055 amino acids.